Aricia agestis (brown argus) is the source of this 4561-nucleotide messenger RNA. It is a transcript of the gene DNApol-alpha180, whose product is annotated as DNA polymerase alpha catalytic subunit. Bases 106 to 4536 code for a protein of 1476 amino acids. The transcript is spliced from 10 exons. Gene Ontology annotation, molecular function: DNA-directed DNA polymerase activity; purine nucleotide binding; DNA replication origin binding. Gene Ontology annotation, biological process: DNA replication; leading strand elongation; lagging strand elongation. Gene Ontology annotation, cellular component: alpha DNA polymerase:primase complex. The record is from RefSeq and is a predicted model, not a curated record. Lineage: Eukaryota; Metazoa; Arthropoda; Insecta; Lepidoptera; Lycaenidae.
ACAUUGCAAAACAAAGCAUAAAAAUCACGAUUUUUGCAAAAUAAUUGAUGAAUCUGCACUCAAAAUUUUUGUAUAAUUAUUAAAUGUUGUUUUAGUGUUUAAAUCAUGGCCGAUUCUAUAGCUAAUCACAGGGCCAAACGGCAGAAAACGGACAAGCAUGGACGUAUGUCAGCUUUCGAGAAGUUAAAACAGCUAAAAGGCAAGGGAUCUAAACACAAAUACGACGUGGAUGAGCUUGAGAAUGUGUACGACACGGUCGACGAGAGCGAGUAUACCGAGCGGGUAUUGCAGCGGCAGGAGGAUGACUGGAUAGAAGACGAUGGCACUGGCUAUGUUGAGGAUGGGAGAGAAAUAUUUGAUGAUGAUGAAAUUGAUGAUUCUUAUGUUGCCUCUGACAAUAAGGAAUCAGGGAGAGGGCAGAAAAGAAAAGCAAAAGUGGCACCACCUUCUAAGGGCAACAUUAGAAAUUUUCUUGGAGCAAAGUCUUCUAAAAAAAAAGAUGAUACCAAAAUCUCUGAUGAUAAUAUCUUAUCGGAUAUCAUGGGUGACUUGGAUGGUAAUGCUGACAAACCUGUGGUUAAGCCUAAGCCAGUUGCACAAACCAAAACCAACAUAGCUGACCAGAGGAAAAGGGAUGCUCAGAAUUACUUCAAGACUUUAUCUUCCUCUGUUAAAAAACCAACGCCUGUAAUCCAGCUAGAUGAACCCAAAGUUAUUACUAAGCAGGAGCCAGAACCAGUUCAAGCAGAAUCUGUCCAGAGCAAACCUAAAAAGCCAGAGUGGAAAAUAGACAAGGAGAUAAAGAAAGAAGUUGAGGAUACCCCCACACAGAAUAUUGAGGAAUUUGAGAGCCAGGACAUUGAUUUCAAUGACGACUUCAGUAAUGAUGCAACUGAGGUCAAAGUUGAGGAGAAAGUCAAAGAGGAAACGCCAUCCAUAUCUAACACUAUCUCAGACGUAGCUGAUGAGUUUCUUAAGGAGGACUUUGACAUAUUCCCAUCUAAAAAGGCCAAAGUUGAACUUAAUCCGCUGAACAGCAACUGGUCUGGAGAAAACAAUCAAGUGACCACUGCAAUUCAAACUGACGGCCAAAUCCCACUGCAGACCAACAAAAAUGGUGACAAAGUGUUGAAAUUCUACUGGUUAGAUGCAUGGGAGGACAGAUUUGUGAAACCUGGGGUGGUGUAUUUGUUUGGCAAAGUGUUUGUCAAGCCAAACAACAAAAGAGAAGGCUGUGCCUCCUGUUGUUUGGUUGUAAAAAAUAUUAACCGACAGCUGUUCUUAUUACCUAGGGAAUAUAAACUGGACCCAAUCACGAUGGAGCCGACAGAUGAGGAGGUAACGAUGAUGGAUGUAUAUCAGGAGUUCAACUCUGUGGUCGCCAGCGAGCUCGGGUUGAAGGAGUUCAAGUCAAGAAAGGUCACAAAAAAUUACUGUUUCAACCUCCCUGACAUACCAGCUAAAUGCGACUAUUUGGAAGUCAAAUAUUCGGCCUCAUUCCCACCACCACCAACAGGGAAGAAGUAUCUAACAUUCUCCCAUAUAUUUGGUUCGAACACGUCAUCCUUAGAGACAUUCUUACUGGAGAGGAAAAUCAAAGGACCCUGCUGGUUGGAAGUGAAAGAUCCUGAGAAUGUCCAAGCCAAAGUGUCGUGGUGUAAGAUGGAGGCGGUCUGUGACAAGAUGGAACACAUUGAAGUGAUACGAGAUGGACCAGACUUGGAACCACCACCAAUAACAGUUGCUACUAUAAACAUGAGGACAUUUACAGAUGAGAAAUCAAACAAAACUAAAAUAUUGAUGCUAAGUUGUCUUGCGCACAAUUCAUUCCCGAUACAUAAGCCUCCACCGAACCCACCUUUCAACCAGCAUUUUUGUGUAAUGACAAAAUGUAUCGACCUUUGGCCACUCGAUUUGAAACAACACUUACCAAAUUACAAAGCAACCAAGCUAACAAAAUGCGACACGGAAAGAGAACUUCUUAAUUACUUCAUGGUCCAGUUCUGGAAGUUGGAUCCGGAUUUGGUAGUAGGCCAUGACUUGCAAGGCUUUCAACAGGAUCUGCUCAUAGGAAAUAUCUUGGACCUCCACAUACCCAAUUGGUCUCGGUUAGGAAGGCUAAAAAGGUCGGUUGCGCCGCAAAGAAAGUUCGCCGCCAAGGAUGCAUUUCUAGGAAGAUUAGUCUGUGAUAUUAAACUCUCCACCAUGGAACUGAUAAGAGCGCGAAGCUUCGAUCUGGACACUCUCUGCGUAAAUGUUCUCAAGAUGAAAGAGGGCGAAAGAGUGGAAGUAGCACUAGAAGAUUUACCUCGGUACUACGAGAGUUCGAACGACCUCCUUCAACUAGUCAACUUGAGCAUGCAGGACGCAUCAUACAUCAUCAAAAUGAUGUGCGAGCUGAAUGUUAUUCCUCUAGCUCUGCAAAUUACACAAAUUGCAGGAAAUGUCAUGUCUCGCACGUUGAUGGGCGGAAGAUCGGAGAGAAAUGAGUUCCUUCUGCUGCACGCCUUCACUGAGAAGGCCUACAUAGUGCCGGAUAAAGUGUACGGCAAAAAAGUAGCAGACGAGUCGAACGACGACCCCGAGGAAGCGGGAGCCGCCGUCAGUAAAACACAAGCGAAGAAGAAAGCCGCCUACUCCGGUGGUCUCGUCCUCGACCCCAAGAAGGGCUUCUACGACAAACUGAUCCUCCUCAUGGAUUUCAACUCCCUGUACCCAAGUAUCAUCCAAGAGUAUAACAUAUGUUUCACCACGAUCAAAAGGAAAAACGGCGCCUUCUCCGACGACGAUAUCAACAAUUUGGUCCUGCCUGAGUCGAAAGCUGAAUUUGGCGUUCUGCCGACGCAGAUUCGUAAGCUAGUAGAGAGUAGACGCGAAGUUAAGAAGCUAAUGAAGUCUCCGGAUUUGGCUCCUGAACAGUACAUGCAGUACAACAUCCGACAGAUGGCGCUGAAGCUCACCGCAAACUCCAUGUAUGGGUGUUUGGGAUUCACGCACUCGAGAUUCUACGCCAAACCCCUCGCCGCCCUUGUCACUAUGAAAGGUCGGGAGAUUCUCAUGGACACGAAGGAGAUAGUGCAGAAACUGAACUACGACGUGGUGUACGGCGACACCGACAGUCUCAUGAUUAACACCAACUGCCUCGACUACGACUACGUUUUCAAAAUCGGCAACGACCUCAAGCGGGAAAUCAACAAGAAGUACAAGCAGAUCGAACUAGAUAUCGACGGGGUGUUCAAGUAUUUGCUGCUGUUGAAGAAAAAGAAGUACGCAGCGGUGGUGGUGAGCAAAAAUAAAAAUGGAGAGUUUGUAUAUAUUCAGGAGCACAAGGGCCUCGACAUCGUGCGUCGAGAUUGGUCGCAGCUGGCCGCCGAGGCCGGGAAGUUUAUUCUGAGUCAGAUCUUAUCGGAACAGAGCGCGGACGAACGAGUUGAGAGCAUCCAGAAUCAUCUGAACAAACUAAAAGAUGAUUUGGUAAACAACAAAAUCCCGCUGUCCCUUUUGACGAUUACAAAACAGCUCACCAAGAACCCCAACGAGUACGCCGACAAGCACACGCAGCCGCACGUGCAGGUCGCUCUUCGGCUCAACAGCAAAAACAGCAGGCGCUUCAAGAAGGGCGACAUAGUACCGUAUAUCAUAUGCGAGGACGGCACCGCGAACACGGCGAUGCAGAGAGCGUACCACAUAGAGGAGCUGAAGAGCUCCGAGAGCAUAAAAGUCGACUACAAGUACUAUCUGGCGCACCAGCUGCACCCCGUUAUAUCCAGGAUCUGCGAGCCCAUCGACGGCAUGGAUCCCGCGCGCGUAGCAGACUGCCUCGGCCUCGACCCCUCCGGCUACCGACAGACAAUCAAGCGGGAGGCGGCGACCGACACGUACGAGGUCGAAAACGAGCAGGAGAAGUACAGGUACUGCAAGGAGUUCAUGUUCGUCUGCAUAAGCGAGGGCUGCAAAACGGAGAAUAGAAUACGAGAAACGUUCACGCUUCACGGCAAAGAGAACGUGACGUUUCUGGAGAAAUGCCAGAACGAUAAAUGUAGUAUAAAGCCGAUGGACUAUCUGCCGUCGGUCCAGAAUCAGUUGAGUUUGCAGAUUAGGGGCUACCACGGGCAGUACUACGCGGGCUGGCUGUCGUGCGAGGACCCGGCGUGCGCGUAUCGGACGACUAAGAUGCCGCAGAUGUUCGCGGGCGGAUACCCCGUAUGCCGCCAGUGCGAGAAGGGAGUCAUGUUCAGAGAUUACACGGAAAAGGAUCUGUACCUGCAAAUCAAUUUCUUCCUAUUCUUAUUUGAUCUCAGCAAAAAUACUACAAAGACCAAAGUGCAACCGCAAGUGUCAGCGGCGUUUCAAACACUAAAGGAAAUGGUGGAGGACAGUUUGACCCACUCUGCUUACUCAAUAAUAAAUCUAUCGAAGCUAUUCCGGUUCUUCGCUUUAGACAAGACUGGCAGCAACACGAAGGAGUCUCUGGAAGUAGACAUACUCCCCGAAACCGAACACAUAGAUGCCUUGAUGGAGAUGGGAACAUAUUGAACAAAAUAUAUUUAUGUAUUUUACU